AUGGAUUCAGACAAAAGUGGUAGUAGAAAAUUACAUGUAUUGGUGGUGUCAUAUCCUGCACAGGGCCAUCUGAAUCAGCUGCUGCAUUUCUCCAGAGCAAUUGCAGAGAGAGGAGGGAUCACUGUAACAUUUGCAGCCACAUCCACCCAUAUUCACCAAGUCCUGCAGCGUCUUGAUGGGUGGGAUCCACAGAGCUUUGAUAUUCAGUUCAAGGAAUUGCCCAUGCCCAUGCGCAUGCCCAAUCUCUCUGUUGGGGAACUAGAUCUUCAAACCAGUCACACUUUCCCUCUUCAUUUGAUUCCCCUGUUUGAAGCCCUGGAGGAUUUCCUAAACCCAUUUCUUGAUCUCUUAAUGGGCAAAAUCUGCUCAGAGAGUAAUAACAGGGUAGUGCUAGUCUAUGAUGCAGGAAUGGCAUGGAUUCAAGCAUUGGCCACCAAAUAUGGAAUUCCUGCUUAUGUAUUCAUCCCUGCUGGAGCCUAUCAGACCCUCUGGUUUGCCUAUAAGUUAAGCGGGCAGACUGCUCCAUUGCCCCCUGUUAACAUAUCACUCAAGCGGUGCCUUCCUGAAAGACACCUAGAGUUUGUGAGUCGCCAAAGUUGUCUGCGAGAGUUUGCCAAGGGCCAAAUCUUGAACACCUGCUCUGCAAUGGAGUCGAAAUUCAUUAGUCGACUCAGAGAGGAAAGGAUCUUCUGUGGCAAACCUGUGUGGACAUUGGGUCCUCUUCUUCCACCCACUUUCUUCAAUGAAGAUCCAUGUUCACAAACACAGAGAGCAGAUAGAGAGUGCAUGAGAUGGUUAGAUAGGCAGCUUCCCCAAUCUGUUGUCUAUGUUUCAUUCGGCACCAUGUCCUGCUUCCCUGUGUUGCAGAUCCGAGAGCUCGCCGAGGGAUUGGAGCGAAGUCGAUUGGCUUUCUUGUGGGUGCUCAGAAUUCCUGAUGGUGCACAUUUUUCCACAGAAGGGCAGUCGGAUUGGAUUAGCAAAUGUCUGCCUGAAGGGUAUGAGGGGCGAUUGGGCGGUCGAGGUUUCAUUGCAGGGGAUUGGGUUCCUCAACUUGAGAUCUUAUUUCAUAAGGCAAUAGGGGGAUUUUUAUCACAUUGUGGGUGGAAUUCGACUGUGGAGAGCAUCAGUGCGGGAGUGCCCAUGGUGGCCUGGCCUCUACAUUCGGACCAGUUUGCCAACAGUGCCCUAAUAGAGGAGGAAUUGAAGGUGGGUGUGCAGGUGAAGGAAUGGAGAAAUGCAGAGGAGAAUGAGUUGGUUAGUGCGGAAGAGGUGGAGAAAGGCCUGAAAAGGUUGAUGAUAAGUGAGGAGGGAAUGCAAAUGAGAAAGAUGGCGCAGGAAUUGAGAGAUGAAGCUCGGAGAGCAGUGGGUGAAGGAGGAUCUUCGUUGAAAGAUUUGGAUUCACUUAUCUCUCACUCCUCUGGACAAUUUAGCAGUUAG
Cryptomeria japonica (Japanese cedar) is the source of this 1437-nucleotide messenger RNA. RefSeq names its product zeatin O-xylosyltransferase. The record is from RefSeq and is a predicted model, not a curated record. Lineage: Eukaryota; Viridiplantae; Streptophyta; Pinopsida; Cupressales; Cupressaceae. The coding region runs from base 1 to 1437 and encodes 478 amino acids. Gene Ontology annotation, molecular function: UDP-glycosyltransferase activity. The transcript has a single exon.